Messenger RNA from Adineta steineri, 1032 nucleotides. NCBI's taxonomy places the organism in Eukaryota, Metazoa, Rotifera, Eurotatoria, Adinetida, Adinetidae. The record is from the annotation of a GenBank genome assembly.
AUGAUAUGGCAGAUUCUAACGUUAUCUUUGCAAGUAGUAUCUCGUCGACAAGCAAGAACACCACUUUCGAAUUCAACAACAAUAAUGAAAGCUUUUAUCGCUCUCUGCGUCCUCUUCGUAGGCGCUUAUUGUGCACCAAUGCUCGAUGAAAAACUCGGUCAACAAUGGGCUUUAUUCAAACGUGUCCAUGAAAAACAAUACAAUUCAAUUGAAGAAGAAACAGCUCGUCGCACCAUCUUCGAAGCUAACCUUGCUAAAAUCCAAAAACACAACGUUGAAGCUGACUUAGGUAUUCAUACCUAUACCUUAGGAAUGAACAAAUUCGGUGAUAUGACCAAUGCUGAAUUCCGUCAACAAAUGAACGGAUUCAAAGUCUCAGCUAAAGAUGAAUCAUUCGAUCGUCAUACAUUCUUAGCUGCAUCAAAUGUUGCUAUUCCAGAUGCUGUUGAUUGGCGUAAAGAAGGUUAUGUUACACCAAUCAAAGAUCAAGGACAAUGCGGAUCAUGUUGGGCUUUCUCAGCUACUGGUUCACUCGAAGGUCAACACUUCGCCAAAACCAAACAACUCGUCUCACUCUCUGAACAAAACUUAGUUGAUUGUUCAGGCAAAUUCGGAAACAUGGGUUGUGAUGGUGGUUUAAUGGACUCAGCUUUUCAAUAUAUCAAAGCCAACAAUGGUAUUGAUACCGAAAAAAGCUACCCAUAUGAAGCUCAAGAUGGUAAAUGCCGAUUCAAAAAAGAAAAUGUUGGUGCCACUGACACUGGUUUCGUUGAUAUCAAAGCUCAAAAUGAAACUGAUCUUCAAAACGCUAUUGCUACAAUUGGCCCAAUUUCAGUUGCUAUUGAUGCAUCACAAGAUUCAUUUCAAUUCUACAAAUCAGCUGUUGGUUAUGACAAAUCAGGAUCAGGAGAAUACUACAUCGUCAAAAACUCAUGGGGAACAUCAUGGGGUAACCAAGGAUACAUCUGGAUGACCCGAAACAAGAAAAAUCAAUGCGGUAUUGCCACCAUGGCCAGCUACCCACUUGUUUAA